Messenger RNA from Penicillium chermesinum, 2151 nucleotides. RefSeq names its product polyadenylate-binding protein (gene pab1). The transcript is spliced from 3 exons. Bases 1 to 2151 code for a protein of 716 amino acids. The record is from RefSeq and is a predicted model, not a curated record. NCBI's taxonomy places the organism in Eukaryota, Fungi, Ascomycota, Eurotiomycetes, Eurotiales, Aspergillaceae. Gene Ontology annotation, cellular component: ribonucleoprotein complex. Gene Ontology annotation, molecular function: RNA binding.
AUGUCUGCUGAAGCUGCCACCACCCCCACUGUCGCCGAGGGCACCGCCCCUGAAGCCUCUGAGGCUAACGGCGCCUCUACUGCCCCCGCUGAGUCCACCAGCGACGCUGCUGCUGCCAACGCCCAGCCCCACUCCGCUUCUCUGUAUGUCGGCGAGCUUGACCCUUCCGUGACUGAGGCCAUGCUUUACGAGCUCUUCUCCUCCAUUGGCCAGGUUGCUUCCAUUCGUGUCUGCCGUGAUGCUGUCACUCGUCGCUCCCUCGGUUACGCCUACGUCAACUACAACAACACAGCUGACGGUGAACGCGCUCUGGAGGACCUCAACUACACCCUGAUCAAGGGCAAGCCCUGCCGUAUCAUGUGGUCCCAGCGUGACCCCGCUCUGCGCAAGACUGGCCAAGGCAACGUCUUCAUCAAGAACCUGGACAACGCCAUUGAUAACAAGGCCCUGCACGACACCUUCGCCGCCUUUGGUAACAUUCUGAGUUGCAAGGUCGCCCAGGAUGAGUUCGGUAACUCCAAGGGUUACGGUUUCGUCCACUACGAGACCGCCGAGGCUGCUAACAAUGCCAUCAAGCACGUCAACGGUAUGCUUCUGAACGACAAGAAGGUUUUCGUCGGUCACCACAUCUCCAAGAAGGACCGCCAGAGCAAGUUCGAGGAGAUGAAGGCCAACUUCACCAAUAUCUACGUUAAGAACUUGGAGCUCGAGAUCUCCGACGAUGAGUUCCGCACCAUGUUCGAGAAGUUUGGUGAGAUUACCUCUGCCACCCUUAGCCACGACCAGGAUGGCAAGAGCCGUGGAUUUGGUUUCGUCAACUACUCCACCCACGAGAGCGCCCACGCUGCCGUGGAAGAGAUGCACGAGAAGGAAGUCAAGGGUCAAAAGCUGUACGUUGGACGUGCCCAGAAGAAGCACGAGCGUGAGGAAGAGCUCCGCAAGCAGUACGAGGCUGCCCGUAUGGAGAAAGCUUCCAAGUACCAGGGCGUCAACCUCUACGUCAAGAACCUGACCGAUGACGUUGACGAUGAGAAGCUGCGUGACCUCUUCAAGCCCUACGGUGUCAUUACCUCCGCCAAGGUUAUGCGCGACAACGUCACUGACGAGCGUACUCCUACCCCCGAAUCUGAGGAGAAAGAAGAGAACAAGGAGAACAAGGAGGCCAAGGAAGAGACCAAGGCGGAAGAAAAGGAGGCGAAGAAAGAGGGCGAUGAGGGCGAGCAGACCGAGGGCGAGCCUGCCGAGAAGAAGACCCUGGGCAAGAGCAAGGGCUUCGGUUUUGUCUGCUUUAGCAGCCCUGAUGAGGCCUCCAAGGCUGUCACUGAGAUGAACCAGCGCAUGGUUAACGGCAAGCCCCUCUACGUUGCUCUUGCUCAGCGCAAGGACGUCCGCCGUAGCCAGCUGGAGGCCAGCAUCCAGGCCCGCAACACCAUUCGUCAGCAGCAAGCUGCUGCCGCCGCUGGUAUGCCCCAGCCUUACAUGCAGCCUGCCGUUUUCUACCCUCCCGGCCAGCAAGGCUUUAUUCCCGGUGGUCAGCGCGGCGUUCCCUGGUGGUUUCCCCAGCAGGGUGGCCGUGGUAUCCCCAACCAGCAGAUUCCGCCUAACUUCCAAGGCAUGCCCAUGGGUAUGCAGGGUCCUGGUGGCAUGCCCAACGGCAUGGGUUACCCCAUGCAAGUCCAGGGCUUUAACGGCCGUGGUGCUGGUGGCCGUGGUCAGGUUCCCGGUGGCUUCCCUGGCGGUAUGCGCGGUGGUCCUGGUUUCGGCCGAGGUGGUCCUCAGAUGGGCCGUGGCCGUGGUCAGCCUGCUCCGGGUGGUCAGCCUCGCGAUGACGUUGCUGGCAGCCAGAAUCAGGCCCUCCUCAACGCUCCUCCUGCCCAGCAGAAGCAGAUGCUCGGCGAGGCUCUGUAUCCCAAGAUCCAGGCUCAGCAGCCCGAGCUUGCUGGCAAGAUCACUGGUAUGCUGUUGGAGAUGGACAACGCUGAGCUCCUCGGAUUGCUUGAUGAUGAGGAUGCCCUCCGCGCCAAGGUCGACGAGGCUUUGAGCGUUUAUGACGAGUACAUGAAGAACAAGGGAACCGAGGGUGACGCUGCUGAGGAUUCUAAGCCCCAGGAGGCCGCUAAGGAAACUACCUCCGAGGACAACAAAUCGUAA